Messenger RNA from Diatraea saccharalis (sugarcane borer), 723 nucleotides. The record is from the annotation of a GenBank genome assembly. NCBI's taxonomy places the organism in Eukaryota, Metazoa, Arthropoda, Insecta, Lepidoptera, Crambidae.
AUGUCAACUCCUGAGGAUGAAAUCAAAGAUCUUCGGGAAAAAAACAAUGAAUUGGUCCAGAAGGUGCAAUAUUGGAAGAUGACUGCGGCACAGAGGGAAAAUGAAAAGCUAGAAUUAAUGAAGGAAAUUAACGAGCUAAGGCUGAAAAUAAGUAGAAUGAGAAGUGGUGGUGCAGCACAUGCUCGUAAACUCGAUGCUGCAUUACAAACUGCUAGUGAAGAGGCCCUAUCCCACCUUGUUCAAGCAUCAGGUGCUGUUGCACGGACCAUUGAACUCGCGAAAACAUACAUGAGGGACCGACAGGAACUAGAAAACGAGACUCCUAGGUGGACCAAUAUCAGUGGACAUUCCAAUACAGAGAGAGUUCAUCGAGUGCCACCAAUGAUGAUGGGUGGCCAGUCCAUUCAGCCCGUUGUGUCACUCAGCAGGGCUAUUUUUAAUACUAGUAAUCAAAGGUCUACAUCUAGAAGUCCACACCAGAACAGAAGUAUUACAGGGAGAGCGGUUCCAAUGCAUAUGUUACAAGAUGUGUAUAUACCACUUACUAGGAUAGAUGCUAAUGAUUUACCUGGGAACAAUGUAGAGACUGAGGAUACCAGUAAUGUAGAUGAUAGUACAGACGAUUUAGAACUUGAAGUAAAUUACAGUGGAAGAUUGGAUGCAGUUGCAGAAGAUUUAGAGACUGAAGACGACGCUGUUAUAGUGACCCCACCGCCUAGGUAA